AGCCUUUGGAAACCUGGCUCAACAAGGACACAACUUCACCAUGUCAGCAACCAUUCAGAGAAAGACUGGCUUGGCCAACUCUGCUGAAGCCAAGAAAACAGAGCUCAGAAUUAAUGAGAAGAAAUGCUCAUGGGCAUCCUACAUGACAAACUCUCCCACAGUGAUUGUAAUGAUUGGCCUACCUGCCAGGGGAAAGACCUACAUGUCUAAGAAACUGACACGAUACCUCAACUGGAUAGGGGUGCCAACCAAAGUGUUUAACUUGGGUGUCUACCGCCGAGAGGCCGUCAAAGCUUACAAGUCCUACGACUUCUUCAGGCACGACAACAAGGAAGCCAUGGAAAUAAGGAAACAGUGUGCCCUGGUAGCCCUGGAGGAUGUGAAGGGAUAUCUAACUGAAGAAGGUGGACAAAUCGCUGUAUUUGAUGCAACAAACACAACAAGGGAGAGGAGAGACCUCAUUCUUGAUUUUGGGAAAGAGAAUGCAUUCAAGGUGUUCUUUGUGGAGUCAGUGUGUGACGACCCAGAAGUCAUUGCUGCUAAUAUUCUGGAGGUGAAGGUAUCCAGUCCAGACUACCCAGAGAGGCACAGAGAGAGAGUGAUGGAUGACUUUCUCAAACGCAUAGAGUGCUAUAAGGUUACAUACCAACCUUUGGAUCCCGAUGAUUAUGACAAGGACCUAUCCUUCAUCAAGGUGGAGAAUGUGGGCCGGCGCUUCCUGGUGAACCGGGUGCAGGACUACAUCCAGAGUAAGAUAGUGUACUACCUCAUGAACAUCCAAGUGCACUCUCACUCCCUCUACCUGUGCCGGCAUGGAGAGAGCAAUCACAACAUGGAGGGCCGUAUCGGAGGUGACUCGGAGCUCUCCCCAGGAGGAAAACAGUUUGCUCAUGCCUUGCACAGCUUCAUUGAGGAGCACAAACUGUCUGACUUGAAGGUAUGGACUAGCCAGCUGAGACGCACCAUCCAGACUGCUGAGGAGCUGAUUGUGCCCUACGAACAGUGGAAGAUCCUCAACGAGAUCGAUGCUGGUGUGUGUGAGGAGAUGACCUAUGAUAUGAUCCAGAAAUCCUUCCCAGAAGAGUUUGCCCUGAGGGACCAGGACAAGUACCACUACCGCUACCCAGGGGGAGAGUCCUACCAGGACCUGGUGCAGCGGUUAGAGCCUGUCAUCAUGGAGCUAGAGAGACAGGGCAACGUGCUGGUUAUCUGUCACCAGGCUGUCAUGCGCUGCCUGCUGGCCUACUUCCUGGAUAAGAGUGCAGAUGACCUGCCCUACCUGAAAUGUCCACUGCACACAGUGCUCAAACUCACUCCUGUUGCAUAUGGCUGUAAAGUGGAAAUGUUUUAUCUUAAUGUGAAGGCAGUGAACACACAUCGCGACCGACCACUUGAUAAUGUCCCGAGGGACCCAGCUCCCAUGCUGCUCCGGCGGAAUAGUUAUACCCCCCUGUCCAGUCACGACCAGUUCAAGCGGCCCAGGCUCUACAGUGCCGGAAGCCGGCCCUGGCUCCCCGAGAUGCCAGAGGGGAUGCUGCAGCAAAGCCAAGUUAGUGUCAAAAAUUGGCACCCACUUAAUGAAUCACUCUUAAUUCAACUCGGUCACAUCCCUCUUCCCACCUGCCACCCCCACCCCACCCCAAGCCAAUCCCUCUUUAUCCUUAGCAUCCCCUUACCCUUAAAUCCCCUUGAUAAUCCAGACAUGUUGUGGUCUUGUUGGUGGCUUCUCCUCUUUAUAUUAUGUCUGUCUCUCCCCCAACAUCAGCUGUUUGUCUUGCAUGGUCUCCCUUUUUCUUCAUAGGCUGUAUGUCUCCAGCUUGAAUAUGCAUAGCACUAUUCCUAUCCCAAACAAACUGCACCACUUACCUCUUAUACUCAUUUACGUCUUCUGAAAACCAUUCCAGAAGAUACACAGUUAAAACGUCUUCCAGUAAGCAGGUGUUAUACAUUAGUCAGUUAAAUCCAUCUGGUGAUCCUAGGAGAAGCAUGCUCUGUACAACAAUUAGCUUCAGAGCUCAAUACCACACAAGGACAGUAAAUAUAGACAUGUUGAUGUUUUGAGAUGCAUAUUCAAAGUUUCUUGUUGUGGUGCAAGUGUGUUGGUUCAAUUUGGUUUGUUGUGAGUUCAGUACUAUAGCUAGUCCCCCCAUUUGUGUCUCUUCCUUUUGUCCCUGUCUGUCUGUCAUUACAGCCUCGUAUAGGAAGCUGUUUUCUGUGAGUAUUUUAGAUAUAUUCCUGCAGAAAGUUUCUGUUUAAGCAAUAGGGCCCAAGGGGGUGUGGUAUAUGGCCAAUAUACCACGAUUAAGGGCUGUUCUUAUGUACGACGCAACGUAGAGUGCCUGGAUAUAUCCCUUAGCCAUAUAUUGGCCAUAUACCACAAACCCCAAAGGUGCCUUAUUGCUAUUAUAAACUGGGUAGCAACAUAAUUAUAACAGUAAACAAGUAAUUUUGCUUCUACGCAUGGUAUAUUGUCUGAUAUACCACAGCUUUUAGCCAAUCAGCAUUCAGCGUGCUAAUUACCCAGUUUAUAAUUUCAUUUAUUCACAUGAGACGUAAUCUCAAACAAUGGAUUAUGUAUCACCUUUAAAUAAUAUCGACAUACAGUAUGAUGGAAUGCUGUAUCAUAAUUUUCAGUUACUGAUAGUACUAAUCAUUUUGUUCCCUCUUUGUAGUAUAUUGAUGAUGGUGUAUCAUGAGAAACAUUUUCCCUAGCAGAGAUCUCUGUGCAUUGGUUUUUCUGAAGCAAAACACUAGUAGUAAUGUAAGACCUGUCUUUUCUUUUUAAGACAAUGAUUAAUCAGACUGCUCUGAAACGUGUUAAGACAGUGAUAGAAAAGAGACCAGGAAUAUUAUAUGAGUCAUGUCUGUUCUGUUUGAAGGACUCCCUGUGUGAAGGAGUCAACUAUGACAGCCCAGAAACUAGUGGCUGUUUCCGCUUCUGAGUGACUACGAAGUCACCUUCAUGUUCAGCUGGUGCCUCUAUCUCCCUGUGACCCUGAAGCUCAUCAUCCUCUCCUCCAUUUCUCUGCAUGCCAAACCUCUGGAACAACUGGUAGAAUACUGUAACAAAAAAAGCAGUUUUAGAAACAUCUCAAGGAUGAUCAUUGGAAACAGGAUGCACCUGAGCUCAAUUUCGAUUCU
Messenger RNA from Salvelinus namaycush (lake trout), 3141 nucleotides. RefSeq names its product 6-phosphofructo-2-kinase/fructose-2,6-bisphosphatase 2-like. Gene Ontology annotation, biological process: fructose metabolic process; fructose 2,6-bisphosphate metabolic process. Gene Ontology annotation, cellular component: cytosol. Lineage: Eukaryota; Metazoa; Chordata; Actinopteri; Salmoniformes; Salmonidae. The transcript has 14 exons. The record is from RefSeq and is a predicted model, not a curated record. Bases 41 to 1801 code for a protein of 586 amino acids. Gene Ontology annotation, molecular function: 6-phosphofructo-2-kinase activity; ATP binding; fructose-2,6-bisphosphate 2-phosphatase activity.